Molecule: messenger RNA, 2091 nt
Organism: Triticum dicoccoides
Lineage: Eukaryota; Viridiplantae; Streptophyta; Magnoliopsida; Poales; Poaceae
Product: putative wall-associated receptor kinase-like 16
Exons: 3
Coding region: 1-2091 (696 amino acids)
Biological process (GO): protein phosphorylation; cell surface receptor signaling pathway
Cellular component (GO): plasma membrane
Molecular function (GO): protein serine/threonine kinase activity; ATP binding; polysaccharide binding
Source: RefSeq, a predicted model, not a curated record
AUGCCCAAUUGCGACAUCAUCUGCGGCAACAUGAGCGUGCCAUACCCGUUCGGCAUGGGCCCGGCCAGGUGCUACUGGCCGGGGUUCAAACUCACCUGCGACCGGUUCAACCUCACCUGUGAUACAAGCAAGCACCCAGCAAAGCUACUCAUCGUCCUCCACGACCCCAGCGACCCUGACCUCCGCAAGGACUAUUCCAUCCAGGUCAGGGAGAUCUCCCUCCCAAACAACACAGUGCGCGUCCUCCGCAGCAACGCCAUCAGCCGUAUCGAACCCACCGACUCAACCAGUUUUUUAAUGUUUGGCAACUACUCGGAGGCGCCCUACUCAUUAUCAACCGGCAACGAGUUCAUCCUAUCAGGCUGCAACCUUCAGGCGGCGCUGAUGAUCGGAUUUGGCAGCGAGGAUUUUAUCAGCGGUUGUGCCUCCUUCUGCCCCUCCAACGUCAGUGACGCCUACGUCGAGACCGCACUGCGGAGUACAGGCAGAAACUGCUACGGCAUGGGCUGCUGCCAGGCACAUAUCUCCAUGUCCUCCAACGGCUUGCCCACAGCGUGGAGGUAUCAAAAGAUCAACAAGAACGGCGACCAGGAGGCGACAUUGCAGCCCGCAUACAUGCUAAUCGCAGAGGAGGGGUGGUUCGAUCAGCGAAGGUUGUCCAAGGAGAUGGUGGGGUGGGAGGAAUCCAGAACGGCCAAGGUGCAGGUUCCCCAAGUUCUGCAGUGGGAGGUCAUGCAGGGCUUACCGCGGCCAGCUAACAUGAAGGCACAUCAGGGCUGUCCAGCAGAGGUUGCCCGCAUGCUCUGCAAGAGCAAGAACAGCUACUGCAAACGAGGGAGCAGAGGCUAUUUAUGCCAGUGCAUGGAUGGCUACCACAAACUGGGCAGCAACCCCUACCUUGACGAUGGAUGCAAAGGUAUAUACCUCGCCAUAGGAGUUGCUGUUGGGGCAGGCAUCAUACUAUUUGUUGUUGCUGGAUCUUUCACACAUAAGAAAUUCAAACAUCGAAAAGCUCAGAUGUUGAAACAGAAGUUCUUCGAGAAAAAUCGUGGACAAUUGUUGAGACAAUUGGUAUCACAAAGAGCUGAUAUUGCAGAAAGAAUGAUUAUAACCUUAGAUGAGCUUGAGAAGGCAACAAACAAAUUUGAUAAGGCCCGUGAGCUUGGUGGUGGGGGGCAUGGUACAGUCUACAAAGGGAUCUUAUUAGAUCUCCAUGUUGUGGCCAUCAAGAAACCAAAGGUGGCGAUUCAAAAGGAGAUUGAUGAGUUCAUUAAUGAGGUUGCUAUUCUAUCACAGAUCAACCAUAGAAAUGUUGUAAAACUCUAUGGAUGUUGCCUUGAAACAGAGGUCCCCAUGUUGGUCUAUGAGUUUAUAUCCAACGGUACACUUUAUGAUCAUCUUCAUGUUGAUGGGCCAAAAUCGUUGUCAUGGAAUGAUAGGCUACGGAUAGCAAUUGAGACUGCCAGAUCUUUAGCCUAUCUUCACUCAACAACUUCAGUACCCAUCAUCCAUAGAGAUAUCAAGUCUGCUAACAUACUUUUGGAUGAUACUCUAACAGCAAAAGUCGCAGACUUUGGAGCUUCAAGAUAUGUUCCGGUGGAUAGAUCAGGAGUCACAACAAGGGUGCAAGGUACAAGAGGAUAUCUAGACCCCAUGUAUUUCUAUACAGGGCGUCUCACGGAAAAGAGUGAUGUGUACAGCUUCGGUGUCCUGCUUCUGGAGUUAUUGACUAGAAAGAAACCAUUUUCAUACAUCUCUUCUGAAGAGGAAGGCCUUGUCACACACUUUUCUACCUUAUUCACACAAGGCAAUUUGUCCGAGAUAAUAGAUCCCCAAGUUAUGGAAGAGGGAGGCAGAGAAAUGGAAGAAGUUGCAGCACUUGCAGUAAUGUGUAUAACAUUAAGAGGAGAGGAUCGUCCGUCGAUGAAGCAGGUGGAGAUCAAACUCGAAGGCACUCAAGCAUCCAGGGGACAUGAGAAGGGUAAUGUACGAAACUGUCCGCCUACUGUUGAUGGAAGUAGGAGCGAAGAAUUAUCCAGGCAGUAUAGUAUGGAAGAAGAGUUCAUGUUAUCGUCAAGGUAUCCUCGGUAG